GGCUUCUAUUUCAUUGCAAUACAGUUUUGCAUUAAUUGUACUUUCAGCGGGUAGAAAAUAAUAAUGAAUAAUGAAAAUGAUUACCAAAAUAAACUCAAAUGUAAGAUAAAUUACAUCAUCUACAAACCUAUGUAACGCCAUAUAAUUCUCAUUAUUAGAGAGUUUUAUAGAAGCUUAACUAAAGAAAAAAAAUAAGAAUCUGUUACAAUUCUUCAAAUAACAGCCAACAAAAAUUUGAGUAUAAGGAGCAUUUUCCUUUUCAUCUGUAUGACGACGACUGAUUCGGGCCAGCAGACAGGUUGGCAGCCCCACGAUUACGAUGAAAGAACGGUCGCCAAAACUUUCGCCCACGUGUUCAAGUCACCACGCGUUUAUUAAAUACCUACGCUAGUUGUCGCGCUGCCAUCUCGAGAAGGAAGUCUUCCCAGUCUUUCGUCGACGCUUGUCGAACUGCGACGACAAUCAACCUUUGACGACGCGAUGAUGGAACGACCGUUUGGAAUUUCGCACGUGGAUGUUGACGCUGAUAAGGGACGUUUCCGGGAUAAUCACCGUCGAAGAAAAGUCACGCGGAAAUGGACAUAAUACGGUACCUUUGUUCGCCUCCAUGCAUCCGUAUGGCAACCGCCGGUCUUGAGGUGCGCGAGGCUGGACGAGCAUUGCGUGUACAAACGGAAGCGCCGCAUCUCGUUUCCAUGGGAAGCGGACGUUUGUCGACGGCGGUGACCCUGCAUCCUUUGCCAGAAGGUAAGCUAACCCUGGGAUCAAGUCGAGACGCGGACAUUUCUGUGGUUGGUACUGGGGUCGAGUCCAUUCAUUGCGCGAUUGAAAACAAUAACGGCGUGGUCACUCUUCACCCCAUAAAUGGAAGCACGGCAGUCGAUGGUGUACCGAUAAAUUCACCAGUGAGACUCGCUCAAGGUUGCAUGCUGUCGAUUGGCAGAUCGAACUACAUGCGUUUCAAUCAUCCAGCCGAAGCGAAGCACUUGCGAUCUGUCCUGCCUCAUUCUAGAAUCUCAAUGGCGCCGAUAAGUUUCUCGCUGCCGGAGAACCAGGUGCAAGAAAACUACCACUUGGAAAGGAAGCCACCGGUUGCGCCACGAAAAUCGCCGAGGAACUCGUACUCGGACGACGAAAUCGGCUUCCUGGGGAAGCUGACGAAGUUCGAAAUGCUGGCGAAACAAAACCGAAACAACUGCGUCUCCCCCAAAGUAUUUCCAGCCGGCGCCGUCACCACGAACGUUCCCGCCGAUCAGAUCCUGGGACACUCGAGGUCCUCCAGUUUGGUCUCUCUGAAGAACAACAACAACAACAACUCGCCGUUGCAAAAUCUGACCAACUUGGAUCGAAGUCGUUCGAACACACCUUCGUUCAGUUCUCCCGCCUCCGGUCAUUUCUUGAACGUGUCAGCGCCUGGCAACUGUUUCGCCUCCUCUUCACCGAAUCACUGCACCGAUGAAAACCGACUGCGACCCGACGCGCGAACCCCCAGUCGAUCCAACACUCCGAAUCUCCAGUAUCAGAACACCCCUCCAGCUAACCACAAUCAGAUUCAGAUGUACUCCACCGCGGAAUCCUACUUGAAAACCUACAAGCCGUACUUCCGCGACAGCAACAACAAGAAGAACACCAACCAGGGGGACCUGAUGUCUCGUAGCAUGACUUGCCAGAGAUCGAGCGAUCUGGACCAGCUGAACGCGCAGGAUUACGACAUGAGCCAAAGCUUGAUCGUCGCCAAGACCACCACCACCGAGUACCUCCAACUGGACAAGUUCGGCUCGAAUCCCAGCAUCUGCAACAGCCCCACCAACGGGAACUACUGCACCGGAAGUCUGAGGAGCACCUCCGGCGCGCAAAAGUUUGGCUCGAAUCCGAACAUCAAGAGAAUCCAGCCGCCGAGUCCUGCGUUCAAUCGCAAUCCGAAGUACAACGAGCCAAAGAGGAGUUUAGGUCGUGUGAAGAGUCCAACGCCCAGUGUUGGGAGCUGUUGCUCGUUGGAGGAACUCCGCGAGAGGCAAAUCGACGCGGAGAACAAACGCAGGGAGGCUGAGCACAAGAGGAAACAGGCGCAGGAGGAUAGAUUAAGGGAACAGGAGGUCGAGAGGCAAGAGAAGUUGCGACUGGAAGAGAUUCUUGCCAUGUGCGCCGAGUACGAGAGACAGAGCACCAUGGAGAAGCCCAGGCAGCCUAACAGAAUCAAAACGAACGGCUCACUUCCACGCGACAAAAGACUAGGCUACAAUUCGCCUUUCGACAGUCCGAAGAGCCCAUCUAAAAACCAGCCACAUUUCUCUUUCGACGAGACAAAACAAUCCAAUUCGGCGUCGUACGAGAACGUGUGCGUGCAAAAUUCAAAGAUCAUCUUCCAGAACGGCAGCUCGCCUAUCAGUCGUCGAAAUCAGACCAGCCAGGGAGAGUACCAAACGAUAAACGGCCAGGAUCAUCCUCAGUCAAUCACGCCGAACAACAAUCAAUCGACCAAGUGGCCAAACGUUCUUGGCAACGGGGACCAGAGCUUUUCUGGUUCGAUCUCGCAAGCUCGUUGCUCGAGCUACGAGAACGCGAUGAUCGACAACUCCGUCUUGAACAACAACAACGGUAGCUACGCACAAACUAACGACCCAACGAAGGAGACGUCCGCGUACGGGACGAUCCAGUUGAAUGGUACGCGAAUCAAGUCACAAGCGAACAACGCACGAAAUUACGAUAACUCGACGCCGACGCUCGGGAAUCUCAGCCUUUACGAGAACGUCGUGAUCACUUCGACGCAGAACAAUAAUCAAAAUCAUUCCAUGCCAAAGAAGAAUGGCCAGCUGUCGAACUCGUGCGAGAUGAUAGAGAACAAGCUGGCGAUAUCAAACGACGACCUUCUGGAGGCUAUCGAGCAGCUGUCUAUGCUUUCUAAGUCCAAAGAGAUUUGCAUGAUUCCCAAGAAGAACAAUUCCGAGAAGGAUAACGCGAAAUCGAACGAAGCCAAGGCUGACAAGGAGAGGAAGGAACUCGAGGAAGAGGACAGACGGAAGUACAUAGAGUUCCUUCAGAACGAGAAGCUGCACAUUCUUGGAAAUAUGGACGCGCUGAAGAGGAGCGUCGCGGAUAUCGAAAUUCAAGAGGAAGAAAUUAGCAGAGAGGUUAGUGAUUUGAAUACAAUAAUGUCCUUCAGUGAAAUGUACAACGAACUAUUGAUAGACGCGGUUUUCAAAAGAACUCCGAUAUGGGAUAAAAAGAGUAAAUAUCACUGGAAUAGAUCUGUGGUAGACAUGCACUGGAAGGAAAUUUCUGCAGAAAUGGUAGAAGACGAAACAAGACUGAGAAAGAAAUGGAAAUAUUUGCGCGACCAGUUUUCCGUCGAGUUGGGAAAACUGCCUCCCUAUCGUUCAGCAGAUGCCACAGAAAUCACACCUACGUCAAAAUGGCCAUAUUAUGACCAACUGCUGUUUUUAAAAGACACGGUCAAACCACGUUUGACCAUUGGCAAUCCUUCGAAAACAAUUGUUACAGCGUGUGCAAACGAUGGAAUACGGAGCACAGACUCGCAUGUUGACGAAGAUGAAGUUCGAGUUUACUCGGACUUGGACCAAAACGAUAAUCGUCACGAUGAACACGAGGAAGAGCUAGAAUGUACAAAAACUCAACAAAAGUCGAGAAAAACGCGUUUGGAAAAGAAAAUACGAAAAUCAGAAAGUUUAAGAUACUUGAGCGAGCUAACGACUAAGAUAGAGACCAGGAAAGCUCGAUUGAAUCAUUUGGAAUCGCAAAGAUCUGAAGCAAAGUGCACAGCGACUAAGGAUGCACGAAGUCUCGAAAGACAGAAACUGGCGCAUUUGAAACGGUUGGAAGAAGGUCGAAACCGAGUAAGAGCGAUAAACGACGAACUGACGAAAUUGGCACAAAAUUCUCGGGAGAACACUGAAGAGAAACGGUCUCCUAGCAGGGAAGACUUUGACAGAAUCUCGAGGGUCACCACGGACGCCCCAAUUGUAAACAAUCAAGGCAGCUUGGGAAGAAAGACUAUCGAGUCCCUCAAGGAAAUUGAGAGAAAUCGACAGCUUCAUUUAGCGAAACAAGGUAGUCAAGUAAUAUCGGAAGAAAGACGAAGAGUCGAGGAACUGAAACGUAGAGUCCAAGACGAGGUUCGGUCACAGUGGGAAGAAAGGAAGAUGAACUGCACUUCGUUCAAUAGCGUUGAAUCGGGCGAAGAAUCUUCCAGUUAUUCGACGGGACCAACCGAAAGUGGCAGCGGAAGCAGCGACGGCGCAGAGGGUGGAAACAACGAAAAAUUAUCUCCUAGCAAACUUUCGGAACUUACGUCACCCAGUCCAGGACCUUCAAACAAUUCCUACAGCUUGCUUCAAAAUGAUAACAUGAGAGACGAUCGGAGAACAUCGAUGGAAGGCGAGAGACUUAGCAAUAACAGUGGAGGAAUAAUCGACGGAAACGGAAGUCGUCCUCUUUCACAAACUUCCAGUGAAAUGGACACCCUUGGACCGCUGCAAUCAGUCAAACAUCGUGAAAAGGCUAAACUGCAGAGGCCGCUCACGAGAUACCUCCCCAUCAAGUCGGAGUCCCUGGACCUGAGGCAUCACAUUGAGACUGCCGGGCACCAGUUACCCCUGAUACACGAUGUCACGGUCGACACGACCAGUUGCAGCGGUUAUCUGUCCAAGAUGAGCAAAAAGUUCCACCAUUGGAACAAACGGUGGUUCGUCUUCGACAGGAAGAGGAAGACCUUGUCGUACUACAGCGACAGCUCCUCCAGGAAGGCGCGCGGAGUGAUCUACUUCCAGUCAAUCGAAGAGGUAUACGUGGACCACAUGAACACCGUACGAUCGCCACAACCCUCGUUGACUUUUAUCAUUAAAACAUCGUCCAGGCUAUAUCACUUAAUGGCCCCGAGUGCAGAGGCUAUGCGUGUUUGGGUAGACGUCGUGUUCACCGGUGCCGAGGGAUAUCACGAAUUCGAUCACGGAAUCUGAUAAAUUAACCCUUCUACGUUUCUGGUCAAGAUUCAUUUCACAAGGAACACGGUGUAACGUGAAUUCGCGCCUGUACCCCAAGCAGGCCUAGAAAAUAGGAUCCGUGAUUCACUUGAAGACAUGGUCUCCAGUCUAGAUACAGUUGCCAUGUUUUCAAAUGAAAUUUAAAUCAUACUACGUCAAAGCAACAACGGGUCUCUGGAAAUUUUUCAAGAAAAUUGAUAAUUGCAAUGGCUCUCGAUUACUUAUUCAGACACAGCUGUGCCUGGAUUAAAAUUCAAGCAAUAGCAUUUACGUAUGAAACAUGAAUAUUGGGUGCGGUGAUCUAUGCCAUUGAGAACGAUGAAAAGUGUUUUAGCUUAAAAAAAAAAAAAUCAAUACAAGGGCCCAGGAAUGAAUGAUAGUAAAAGAUGAUGAACUUCCGGAUGACUUACAUGGUUUGAGAAAGUAAUUGAGAGUUAUAAAGUGUAUGUUUGAUUAUCUGUGCCAAUAAGUUUAAGAACGAGGGCAUUAGUGGUACGGCAUGCAAAUGUAUUAUUCAUUCGAGUGCAAAGUAAUCACGACUUCAUUCUAUUUAAAGAAGGAAAAUGAAUUUUAUAGAAUUUACUGUUAAAGUUUUGUAGACAUUUUUAAUCUAGUCUUCCAGCAUAGAUACUUUCAAGAACACUUCGAAAAGAGAUCUUUGACAAUAGUCCAGCAUGUGUUCUAGAACGAAGCAGAGGUCAAGUCCCUGAAAAACUGUAAAUAUGUCCCAUUUUACACAUUUAGUUCGACACUUUUAACGAAUGUUUUGAUACUUCAUAAUGCCAAGGAUUGUAUGGAACAAAAUCUUCCAUGUCUUUGCACACUCAGUGAAAUUUUUUGAACAUGCAUAUAUGGUUUUCAUAACUCUGUUAGAUACAUAUUGUUGCAUACAGUUACACGUGCAUUCUUCAACCAUAGUGACAAUUGUAUAAGUUGUCAUAUCAUUACAGAGAUAACAUUGAAUUUUACAACUGUAUAUGCCCACUAUUGAGUUACAAAAUACGAGUAUUCCCAUUGUACAGGAUGAUUACAUUUAAUUUACAAAAUCGUUUUUAAAUAAUGAAUAAGUCCGUGAAAAGCAUAUUGGGAAUGUGAGUAAUCUUUAAUACAUAUUUACAAUUUAUAGAAAUCGCAAUUAUGUUACGUCAUGAAGUAAUACUAUACAGAAAUCAACUGUAAUUCCCUAAAAUUGUUUAACAGCUACCUAAAUUUUAAGACGAGGAAUAUCUUUAAUCAUCAUUAAAAUAACUGAAUAUUCCUAGUAAUUUACAACACAACUAGGAAAACAUAAAAACGACUUGACCGAUUCGCAUAUUUUACGAACGUUUAUAAUUCUCCUACUUCUUUCUUUAUUGGCUAUUUGAAUUUUGUUAUAUAAUCGCUUCGGUUUGCAACUACGAAUAACGAUGUCAAUUUUUAACAUGAAACAUACAUCGUAAGAUUGGUCAAUUUUGAUAGAAAUAUCAUAUGUUACUAAAUUAAAAUAAAUUAUAUACUGUAUCACACCUCGUGCGUACAUAUUUUUGGAUAUAUUUACAAAAGAUAUUAAAAUGCUCCUUAUUAAUAAA
This is a messenger RNA of Hylaeus volcanicus, 6568 nucleotides long. RefSeq lists its product as uncharacterized. The record is from RefSeq and is a predicted model, not a curated record. The transcript has 15 exons. Bases 576 to 4976 code for a protein of 1466 amino acids. Gene Ontology annotation, molecular function: protein binding. NCBI's taxonomy places the organism in Eukaryota, Metazoa, Arthropoda, Insecta, Hymenoptera, Colletidae.